Molecule: messenger RNA, 1189 nt
Organism: Anopheles arabiensis
Lineage: Eukaryota; Metazoa; Arthropoda; Insecta; Diptera; Culicidae
Exons: 4
Coding region: 275-1189 (304 amino acids)
Source: RefSeq, a predicted model, not a curated record
UUUUUCAAAAUGGUGCGUGCGCCAGUUGUGCCAGAAAGAAUAAAACUGAUAAAAGAACGAGAGAGAAUGAUUGAGCACCAAGGUUGUCAUCGGUUUCCAUAGGAGUCGCUCAAGCGCUGCUUGAAUGUGUGUGUAAGCCGCCGCAGCUGUGAGUUGCUUGUAUGGAAAAGGUCGCUCAAUUCAGUCGGCUCUUGGUCAAAUUGCUUGGUGGGUCGUUUGCCGGCCGGUGUUUAGUAGAAGUGAAAAUGUUGGUGGUUCUCGAUUUUUUGGAAAAAUGAGCGAGCCAGAGCUUGAAAAUGACAACAACGAAGUCCGGGAUCGUUCCCGAUCUCGUUCCCGUAGUCCGCAUGCACGUCGUUUGUGGGUUCAAGACUUAUUCCUGAACCGAAACGAAACCGGCAACCGGCUACUGACCGACAUCACGACAUCGGGUAUAUACGAGACGAUGAACCGAUUUUUAAGGAUGAAGAAGGAAGAUUUCUUCCAUUUACUGUCCCUUGUUGGUCCAAAAAUUGCGAAAAUGGACACAGAUUUCCGCAAAGCAAUCACGGAACAGGAAAGGCUGCUGAUAACAUUGCGUUUUCUUGCGACUGGAGAGACAUUUACCAGCCUCCAAUACGUGUUCCGGGUGUCGAGGCAUUCUAUCAGCAGAAUAGUUAAAGAGACGUACGCAUGUCUUAUCGAGGCUUUGCGGGAUUAUGUCAAGCUACCCUCUACCGAAGAAGAAUGGCUUGCAAUCUCAAGACGAUUUGAGCAGCGCUGGAGAUUUCCUCACGCAAUAGGUGCAAUCGAUGGGAAGCACGUUGAAAUUAUUUGCCCUCGUAAUAGCGGAUCCGAAUAUCACAACUAUCAAAAAAAAUUUAGUAUUGUAUUAAUGGUUGUGGUCGAUGCUGAUUAUAACUUUUUAUGGGCAGAUGCUGGUGGUAAGGGAGGAAUAUCGGACGGUGGAAUAUUUAAAAACACACGGCUGUAUCACAAGCUAGAAAACGACCAACUAAACAUUCCACCAGCAACGCCAUUGCAGGUCCCGUACCAAACCCCAGUCCCAUACUUUAUUCUCGGUGACAAGGCAUUUGCCUUUACCAAUUACUGCUUAAGACCGUACAGCGGGGUGCAUCCUCCUGAUUUAAUGGAGCGGUUGUUCGCGGGCGACGAGUCGAUGGAGAUUGGAGAAGUGAAGGGGGCUUGA